Punica granatum (pomegranate) is the source of this 1837-nucleotide messenger RNA. The record is from RefSeq and is a predicted model, not a curated record. NCBI's taxonomy places the organism in Eukaryota, Viridiplantae, Streptophyta, Magnoliopsida, Myrtales, Lythraceae.
UUCCAUCCUCCAUUCUUUUCCCCGAUCACACACACACACACGCUCUCUCUCUAUAUAUAUAUCCUCCCUGUCGUUCUCCCUUCCUGGCGUUCUUUGGCAUCAUUCUGUUAAUCCCCUUUCCCCAUAUCUCUCCCCCUUUUUCCUUAAUCAAAUCCUUCUUCCUCUUCCCUUCCCAAUAGCUUUAUGCCAAAGCUAUCUCAAUUUCCUCCCCUCUUUCGGUUACUGAUCGAUUCCCAUCUCUGAAAAAACCCACCAAAAAAUAUCAGAAAUAAUCCCAACUUGCUCCACCCUCCAAUUAGUCCUGGCCUUUAUUCCCCCACUAUUUAUCUCUGCACUUCUGAUCAAAUUCCUCCACCCCAAGUUUCGAGCUUACUCGCAGAUUUGCCCGAAAUCCGGGAUUCGGGAUUCCGUGUCGGGUCCAUUUGUGAUCUGUGGGUUCUGUCUUCGGACUUCUUGAGGUUUCAGCUUCAGGGAGAGGGAGCCGGCAGUGUUCUUGUCUUGAUGAUAAACUCGGUAGUCCUGAUCUUUGAGACCCAUGUGUCCGAUUCUCAGUGAGCUGCUCCUGUCGGGUUGCAUGAUAAGCUCCUCGUUCAGGCGCAGGACCCACCUCGUCCAGUCCUUCUCCGUUGUCUUCCUCUACUGGCUCUACUAUGUCUCAUAGUUCCAUCAUCGUCACCCUCCCCAAGCUCUUCUAUAGUCAUAAUUAGCUUAAUUACUACCUCAAUAGUCUCCGCAGAACAUCAUCAGUGUCCCUUUUUUUAGUCUCUGUCUGUCUAUUUCUAGUUUGAAGCUCGAGUCCGGCAUCAGAUAGGGGUCGGGAUCGUGGCAAGGAAACCAUCAAAUAUCAGAAGUCUGUCUAUCGAGUCCGGCGUGUGAUUAAUCCCUGAUGACUGGGUGCUGCUGUCAGAAUACGGUCCACUCGACUCGCUCAGCCAAGACGAUCAUAAUUGUCCGCAGCUGAAUAUAUCCUGACAGGAGGCUUCCAGGGGCGGCCCAUGGCUUCCUCCAGCGGGACAUCUUCAGGCUCGCCGUCACUGAACCAGACCUCAUGCUCCAACGAGGACCUUCAAACCCUGCUGGACCAGAGGAAGAGGAAGAGGAUGAUCUCCAACAGGGAGUCGGCGAGGCGGUCCCGAAUGAGGAAGCAAAAACAGCUCAAUGAUCUGAUCGCCCAGUCCUCUCAGCUCAGGAGCGAGAAUCAACAGAUUACGAGCAGCAUUGGCAUCACCACGCAGCACUACCUGCACAUCGAGACCGAGAACUCCGUGCUGAAAGCCCAAGUCGGCGAGCUCAGGCACAGGUUGGAAUCACUGAAUGAGAUCAUCAGCUUCUUGAGCCCAAUGGGCAGUGGCGGCGGUCAUGGAGUUUUCGGGAUUGGCCAAUUGGGCUUCGGGGCCAUGGUUACUCAACAGCCCGUCAUGGCAUCAUCAGGUGACCUAUUCCAUUGUUGAUCAGAACGAUUCCAUCACAGGAUAAGGUUUAUUAUCAUAGAUCAAUUCCAGUUUCAGCGUCUCCUCACGUGUCAUACUACUCGAGGCGAGUAGGGCAAUCAUGUGAUGGGUGUAUCACUAGAUCCUGCUGUUAUGUAAGCGAGUCUUUGCAUGCAUGCAUUUGUAAAACCUAAUAAGUAUAUAUCUAAUAUGGACCUUCUCGUCCGAAUAUAGACUUUUGCAUUUCAUUAGAGCAUCUAAGAGCCAUAGAGUAAUGUAGUUCCUUGAUUAGUAAUUGUUAUCGUACGAAGUUUGUAACUCGACCUUGCCCGGAACAGGAGAAUCAUGGGCAGAAUUGCUUUCGUGUUUGGAUUUUAUAUAUGGAACGUUAUCAUUUCGGAUGCAAA